Messenger RNA from Rotaria sp. Silwood1, 588 nucleotides. NCBI's taxonomy places the organism in Eukaryota, Metazoa, Rotifera, Eurotatoria, Philodinida, Philodinidae. The record is from the annotation of a GenBank genome assembly.
AUGGCUAUGGCUAUUGUAUCACAGUUGAUAGAAUUAAUCAAGAAAUCAUCUGAUGAUAAAAAUGUCGAUAUAUAUUUGUUAUUUAAAGCAAUCGGUCGAGACUAUUAUAUCGAUUCCGUACGAAUCAGCCAUUGGCAAGUAGUUUGUCAUUUUAAAGAUACGAAUCGAUACAAAUGUUACGAAUUACAAACCGAUAAUGGUGAUAAAGGAGGUCGUAUUAUUUAUCGAAUUUCCAAUUUCAAUUUUGAUGGUGUUAUCUAUUACUAUUAUAUUGGUCAAUGCAAUACAAAUGAAGCAGAUUUAGAACAAAAGUGUAAGACGAUUAAUAUCAACAAUCAACACUAUGCACUAGGUUUUAGAGAUUGUCAAACAUGGGCUAGAUUAUUAAUUGAAAGUUUAGAAUUGUCUCUUAAAGGCGCAGGACCAUUUUUAAUGAAAUAUUUUCCUGUUUCAAAUAUUGAAUGGAAUGUAGAUCCUGAUUGCACAAUAUCCGCAAGGGUUAUUGAUUUCAUUGUUGAACAAGACCCUACAUUAAAAUCUUGGUUAUCACAAGUAAAACAUUGUCGUGGAUAUAGAAACUUGAGUUGA